Messenger RNA from Galdieria sulphuraria, 2462 nucleotides. Its product is annotated as pentatricopeptide (PPR) repeat-containing protein. Lineage: Eukaryota; Rhodophyta; Bangiophyceae; Galdieriales; Galdieriaceae. Gene Ontology annotation, molecular function: protein binding. The record is from RefSeq and is a predicted model, not a curated record. Bases 24 to 2069 code for a protein of 681 amino acids. The transcript has a single exon.
AUAGGAAGUUUGUACGAGAGUUGAUGUUGAGCAGAUUUUUUUGGCAAGCAUUCCAAACAACAGGACGAGCCUACUUCAGAAACUACAAAUAUUCUUCUCAUCCUUGUUAUUCACCCGGAGAAUUGGCUAUUAGUAAAGUAUCACGUUGUUCUUUUGCGGUUUCUACAAAAGUUGUAAACGACACUGGACCUGUGGAUCGACGACACGAAACGGAAGCAAGACAAAAACUCGAAACUAUAUUGAAAGGCGUUGUGGAAAGAAGAAUAAAGCCUAAGGAAGCGGUGACCUCCAUUCUUUCUGAGGCUUUAUGGAAGCUUCCCAGAUCGCUGAGAUUUCAGUUCUUCCGAGAAACAGUGCAUGUUCUGUACCAAAACGACUUGUAUUUUACUUUGUUUCAAUUUUAUGACCGCUUUAUUUAUCACUUUACGGCCGAACACGAAUUGCGGGAAGAACUCGAUUCGGAUACUUUAGCCAUUCUUAUAUCGGCCUUUUCAAAGAAUAACCUCAUAGAAAGAGGCCUAUUUCUGGUUGGAAUGCCCUCGCAAACGGAAUCCAAAAGUUUAAAUUUAUUUCAAGAGGAUGGAACGUUCUUAAGUAAUCCAGCACUGGUUGAGUUGUAUUGUGAGAGACUUUAUCAAUUGCUGCUUUCUCAGAAACUCAGUAUUCGAGUAGUAAAUGAACUUGUUAAAGGCGUUGCUGUACAGAGGAGUAGUUAUGAAGCAUUUCUUAUUAUGAAGGCUGUGUUGAAGCUGGCUAAUACGUCAAACAACACAGAAAUUGUUCCCAAUAUGGAUACAUACAUUUCAGUUUUGUCUGCAAGCAGUGCAGAAGGCUUUGAGAAAGCUUCACUUGCCCUAAUGAGAGACGCAUUGGAAACAUUUCCAAAAGGCAAAAGACAAAUAUAUUCCACCAUUGUGGGUGGUUUUAUACGUGCAAAGUUGGCAUGGGAAUCCCUUGCAGUCUUUCGUCAAGCAGAAUCUGAAGGCAUUCAAAUUGAGCUGAACUUUUAUGCGGAUCUUUUACAGCUUUUUGCACAACUUAACGAAAUGGAUGCUGUAGAACAUAUCUGGACAGCUCUUAUGAGUGUUUCAGAUGCUCAAAACUAUCAAAACACGUUGACGAUAGGAGCUUGUGAAUGUGUAUUAAUUUGUGCUGCUCGGUGGGGUAAGCAGAAUCUUGCAGAACAAGUAUUUGCAGCCCUCGUUGAUAGAAACAAGUCUCAUACAAACUUUACGCCUUCAUCUCAAGCGUUUUAUUGUUUAAUAGAGGCAAGAGCGAGUGGAGGCGACAUUCCUGGCUCUUUUAGUGGUCUUCAAGCAAUGUGUGAAGUAGGUUACGAGCCAAGACUUGCCAAUUUUACCAAAUUUAUACGUAUAUGUGGUCGCAAUUCUAGAACACUUGAUUUUGCCUACCAUCAUAUUCGUAACUUGUCACAGCAAAAUCAUAUAUUUAUUGAGCAAGUUAAUAUUUUACUUGCAAGUUGUGGUCUUUUAGGUGAUCUCAAUAGAGCAUUGUCUGCAUAUCGAGAGUUUGUAGAGGGCCUAGGAACUGUACCUAAUGAAGAUACAUUUCAUGCCUUGAUCAGAGGUUGCAUAAACACAUCACGUCACGAUGUAUUUCAAGUUAUUGAAGAAGAAAGAGCAAAGUAUGGGAUACAGUUGAAUGGUGAUACUUGUCUGCUGUUAAUACGAGCGUACGUUCGUUGCAAUCAACUGAAAGAUGCCAUUGAUACAAUGCGACUUGCCUUGGCAAAGGGACUUGUAUUACCCUUGGAAGCUUAUCAGCUGAUUGGUCGCAAAGCAGUGUUGCAAGGUGAUGAAAGCAUGUUUGGAGAAAUGUUGGAGUUGAUGAAGAAGUACAAGAUUCCUAUUUAUAAUAGUUUCUUGAAGGAUAUUCGAACGCCGUUUGGUCUUCCGGAAAUUCGAGAGGAAAUGACUUCAAAUGAGGCAAGAGUAGGGUUGCGUUUGGACACAUCCACUUAUGGCGAGGAGGAAAAAGAACAAGUGGAUGACUUGCCCGAUGUUUCGAGUUUCUAUGAAGAACAGGAAAACGAGAAGAAAGAUUACUGAAUCUUUGUAUAAAGACAAAAGGUAUAUUAACAAAACAAAGGAUGAUGCAGUCAUAAUUUUGAGAAGCUGUGUCUUUGUUGAAUCUUCUAUUAUUGUAUAUUGUGACUGGUUCGACUUUUAGGCAGCUUUUUCUAUCUUGAAAUGUUGGCGCUUAAGACUCUUUCCAGUUCUAUAGGUUGUUCGACUUUAUAGAGCAACUUGACGAUAUGAUUGUAAACAUUAUUUCACCUGUGUAGGCCUAACUGUGACAACCAGUUCUACUCGGUUGAGAAUACAGCAUCGGGAAUCCUACUCGUUGAAUAAUUCCCAUUUUCAUUGAAACAUUAAGAGUACAAUAGAAACUUUCUUUGGCCUUAGCUUCUAGUAAUUUCAAGUAAAUGUUUAGAAUUUGCG